AUGAAGGCCGGGGAUGUAGUAACAGCACACUGGAAGGACUCUGGCGAGUCUCCUCGCAUUUCCGAACUUGUACAGUACGACCUUUAUCUUUGUGCUGGCGGAGACACAUUAGGGUCCCAGGAGAACCUGGCUAUCCUUAUCAAAGAUGGUGUCUUUGCCCGCGGCAACUCUGUUUCUUUCAAGAUUGAUCCAGCAGUUGGCGGCAACGAACCAAACGCAUACUUCCUGAAAAUGGUUGCAUCUGGUCCCGACGCCCAUGUAAUCAAUUUCUCCGAUCGUUUCACGCUCACAGACAUGGCUGGCGCUUUCUCGUCGAAUUUGGAGGAUGGCAUUGGUUUGCUUAGCGAAGGCCAUGGGCAACAGGAACUGCGUAGAAGGCAAGCUGCUGGAGCUUAUACUAUCCCAUACCAAUUGCAGACCGGGCCUACAAGAUAUGCGCCUAUGGCUAAAAAGCCUGGGUCGACAAUUCCAGCGGAUAAGUCGCCAACUCCCCAAUUCCCGACUAGCGCAUACGAGAUUGCUACUGCAUACCUUUCUGCACCUACAAUUCAGACUACCGUGUCGGCUUCUUUAACGUACUCUGUUUCCAGUAUCGAGAAUACUGCAUCCCCUGCACCACAUCCUCAUGAUAAGAAGAUGAAGAGGUUUUUGGAGAGGUGGAAGGAUUGA
Aspergillus oryzae RIB40 is the source of this 669-nucleotide messenger RNA. RefSeq names its product putative beta-1,6-glucan biosynthesis protein (Knh1). Lineage: Eukaryota; Fungi; Ascomycota; Eurotiomycetes; Eurotiales; Aspergillaceae. Gene Ontology annotation, cellular component: extracellular region. The record is from RefSeq and is a predicted model, not a curated record. Bases 1 to 669 code for a protein of 222 amino acids. The transcript is spliced from 4 exons. Gene Ontology annotation, biological process: (1->6)-beta-D-glucan biosynthetic process; cell wall biogenesis; fungal-type cell wall organization.